Messenger RNA from Haliotis rufescens (red abalone), 1344 nucleotides. Its product is annotated as serine/Arginine-related protein 53-like. NCBI's taxonomy places the organism in Eukaryota, Metazoa, Mollusca, Gastropoda, Lepetellida, Haliotidae. The record is from RefSeq and is a predicted model, not a curated record. The transcript has 10 exons. Gene Ontology annotation, cellular component: cytoplasm; nucleus. The coding region runs from base 129 to 1091 and encodes 320 amino acids. Gene Ontology annotation, biological process: alternative mRNA splicing, via spliceosome.
UUUAUUUCGCUCAGCGACACUAAGGGAGAUAACUCUGUUAUGCACACACGGUCAGGUAUCAACAAAAGCGAAGACAUAACAGUGAAACAUGCGGAACGAUUGAAAAGAGCAGGUACUUUGUGGCGAAGAUGGGACGUUAUUCUGAUAGCGAUGAUGAUUAUGAUCUGAAGAAAUCCAAGAAAAAGAAGAGGAGAAAGUCAAGGUCCAGAUCAAGAUCAGCUAGCAGUGGAAGCAGCAGGUACUCCAGUAAGCAUAAAAAGUCAAAGAAGACGAAGCACAAAAAAAGAUCUCGUAGUCGCUCAAGGGAUCGCCCUUUGCGAAGGUCAAGGUCAAGAAGUAGGGGUCGGAGGUCAAGGAGCAGAGAAAGACACAGGUCAAGGUCAAGGAGUCUGGAAAGAAACCGAGACAGAUACAGGUCAAGAAGUAGAGACAGGCAUACUAGGAGAAGAUCCAGGUCAAACUCUAGAAGCAGAGCUCGGAGGUCUAGGUCUGAUUCAAGAAGUAGAGGUCGGAGGUCAAGGUCAGAUUCACGAGGUAGAAGUCGUCGAUCAAGGUCAAGGAGUAGAGGAAGAAGAUCAAGAAGUCCAGAAAAGAAGAAAAACAGAUCCCGCAGAGAGAGCCCAGCUCCCAAAGACAUCCAGGCAGAUAUUCGAGAACAAAUACCUGGAUUUGAUGAUAUGACACCAGGAGAACAAGCUAGUGCCAGAAUGAGACUGGCACUGAAGGCCGCAGCUGCAGCUGAUGAGAAGAUCCGGGAACAGCUGCAGGAAUCAGGGGUGGAGGACACGAUCAGCUUCAACAAAGCUGUUGCCAACAUCGAGGCAGACAAAUUCAAACCAGCAGUGUUCAAGUCUAACAGGGGGGAUAAGAUAAAGACGGAGCCUGCAGAUGAUGGCUACACUACACACGAACAGGCCAUGUUUGGGUCAGGGAAAGUCAACAUUAAGCUGGAUCCUGUCAAACCAGUUUACAUUGAGCCAGACUCAUAUGCUCAUCCUAAUUUGCAUGGAGAUUCCGUGGAAAAGAUGCAGCGGUGGUUGCAGAAGCUGAGUGCCAUGAGGAAGAAGAAACUGGAGGGAGAAGCGUUGUGAGGGUCAACAAGGUGACGGUUGCCGGACACCCAAAGACAUGAGGGGUCACAUGGAGGAGACUGACAUUGGGAAUCUGAAAAUACUGUUAUUACAUAGCCUGUUGAUACCUGUCCUUGUGUAUGAGUGUCAGAUCAUCAUCAUCAUCACCAUCAUCAUAACCAUUGACUAACGGGAUCGAGUGGUCAGGCUCACUGACUUGGUGAUGCAUGUCAUCGUAUCCCAAUUGCGUAGUUUGAUGCUCAUGAUGUCAAUC